AGAACCAAGCCCAUUACAGCUUCUAAAAUUGGGGCAAAAACAGGGUAGUUUGAAAGAACUUGAGCCACUGAAUAAUCUUUAUACUUAAAGGUAUGGUUUUGAUCUCAAGUACAAGUGAUUAUUGUAUGUUUUGUUCAUUACUAGUCAAGUUCGUAUUUUUAAAGUUCUUGAAUUCUUGGGUUUUUGAUUUGAUAAUUACAUGUUGCAAAUGAUUAGUUGAACUCUAUAUUGUGCUGUCAAAUUUGUUGGGUAGGUUAAAAUUAGAGAAAUUUUGAUGUUUAUCUAUGUUUACUAAGCAUGCCAGUUUUCGAAUUUUUCGACCUGUGUUCGCUGUGUGUGGUAAUUGGGAUUUGGGGUAUGGAAGGGGCAAAAAUGCAUUUAAGAGAAUACAUUGCCUUCAAGAAGUUAAAAGAAGCAGACCCUUUAAGAAAUUUUACAAACCUGCUAAGAAAAACCGAAACUUUGAUAAAAAAGAGGAUGUCGAGCCAAAGGUUUACACGAAAGAUGUGUUGAGGAAGGUAUCGAACCUGUUGAGGUAUUCUACCUGGGAGUGUGCUCAAGAGGAGCUUGAGAAUCUGUCGGUCCGAUGGGAUUCUUACAUUAUUAAUCAAGUUCUUAAAUCCCACCCGCCGAUGGAGAAGGCUUGGUUGUUUUUUAAUUGGGCCUCUAAGCUACGAGGUUUUAAGCAUGAUCACUUUACCUAUACUACUAUGCUGGAUAUUUUUGGAGAAGCGAAGAGAAUUUCGUCGAUGAACCUUGUGUUUCAGCAGAUGCAAGAGAAAGGAAUUAGAAUUGAUACUGUUACCUAUACAUCGCUGAUACAUUGGCUGUCUAAUGAUGGGGAUCUUGAUGGAUCAGUGAAGAUGUGGAAUGAGAUGAGAUCUAAGGGGUGUCAUCCAACAGUUGUUUCAUAUACUGCUUAUAUGAAGGUCUUGUUUAAUCACAAUAGAGUGAAGGAUGCUACAGAGGUGUACAAGGAAAUGAUUCGAGAUGGUUGCACUCCGAAUUGUUACACAUACACGGUUUUGAUGGAGCAUCUGGCUAUAUCUGGUAAAUUUAAUGAAGCUAUGGAGAUAUUUAGCAAAAUGCAAGAAGCUGGGGUACAACCUGAUAAAGCUGCAUGCAAUAUCUUGGUUGAGAAAUGUUGCAGUGCAGGGGAAACAAGGACUCUUGCUAAAAUUCUUAAAUAUAUGAAAGAAAACUCUCUUGUUCUUCGUAAGACUGUGUAUAUAGAAGCUCAAAAAUUGCUACGAAAUGUUGGUGAGAGUGAUGUUCUACUUCGACAAGUUCAUCCUCAUUUUUCUGCUGAAUGCCCUCAUGAGGAUUCGAUGCAUAAUAUAGAUAAUACAACUACUGAAACCAAUUCCGUCGAAGAGGCACUUAUUUCGGAUAUGUUAACUAAGAAAAAGUUUGUAGUUGUUGAUUAUUUGCUCUCCGAGAUGAUGGAUAGGAACUUUCAUCUGCACUCGGAAAUUAUCUCUAUGAUCAUGGAGGUAUACAGUACUCACUGCAGGUUGGGUGGUGCUUUAUUGGCCUUCAAGCAUAGUGUGAAAACAGGUGUUUUGUUGAAGAAAACUGUGUAUCUUUCAUUAAUAGGUUUAUUAAUCAGAACAAACUCAUUUCCAGAAGUUGUGGAGAUUGUUGAUGAAAUUCAUAAGGCUGAAUAUUCCCUCGGAACACAUCUUACUGCGCUCUUAAUCUAUAGGCUUGGAUGUGUUGGAAAGCCUGUUCUGGCAGCAAAGAUAUUUGACUUGUUGCCUGAUGAUCAGAAGAAUACUGCUGCUUACACUGCCUUAAUUAGCGCCUACUUCUCAUGCGGGGAUUCGGGCAAAGGCUUACGAACUUAUGAAAUCAUGAGAACAAAAGGGAUUCCAAGUGCUUUAGGAACGUACAAUGUUCUAUUAUCUGGUCUUGACAGAUGUGGCAAAGUUCCUGAGUUAGAAACGUACCGAAAGGAAAAGAAGAGCCUCCAAGCUGCUACAAACUUUCAACAUCAACUUCCUGAAGAAGAAAUGAUAUGCAAUCUUCUUUUUGCCAGGAUAUGCUAAUUAGAGAAUUAUAUAUUCCGCAACUUAAGUGAUGCAUGCUGGAUCAUAUGACAGGUCAUCGGGGACAAGUUUCAUUUUCAUUUGCGGAUAAGAGCCCACCUGAAUGACCAAGAAGAAAAAUGUGAUUAAAGAAAGAGUAGCAGAAGUCCAUUAUUGACAGGAAAGCAGAGGCCAUGCAUGGUUGUCAGACAACUCUGUUGAAUGAGAUUUUCUCAUUUCUGCACCUGAUUUCUUGUAAGAAAUUGGUCGUUAGUAUCGACUUAAAUCACUUAUUUUUAAAUAAGUUGAACUAAUGUUGUAGAUGCAAUUGGGUUCAUCUCUGCCCGUCCUGAUCAGGACCAGCCUACUAUUGAUAUCCAUUGGUAUAACAAGAUGGGUCCAAUAUCAUAUACAUUA
Molecule: messenger RNA, 2444 nt
Organism: Daucus carota subsp. sativus
Lineage: Eukaryota; Viridiplantae; Streptophyta; Magnoliopsida; Apiales; Apiaceae
Product: pentatricopeptide repeat-containing protein At2g01390
Exons: 2
Coding region: 285-2048 (587 amino acids)
Molecular function (GO): protein binding
Source: RefSeq, a predicted model, not a curated record